UCUCUCUCUCUCCACCUUUCACAUUUACCUCUCAGCCCCACCUUGAUCGCCUCGUCUCUCUCCUCUCUCUCUCUCUCUCUUCCUCCCUCCUCUGCAAUUUGCACGGAGCCCUCCCGCUCUCGCUUCUUUAACAUGCCCACCACCUCCUGGUGCAACUUCACCUCGAGGCCUCCGUGAGCUACUGUGUGGGCGUGCUUCUCUUCUCGGUUUUCGAAGACAGCUCCUCCCCCUCGAAGCUCGCUAGGGUUUUGGAUCGUCGUCUCAUCUCGGGUCGUGUUUGGAAUGGAGGAAUAUGGCCAGAUGAACGAGAACAGUAGCACUGGGUCCAGAGGGAACAACAGCUUCUUGUACGCAUCGCCGGUUCUUGGGCCGAGCUCCUCCGGCAAUAGCAAUUACGGGAGGGGAAAUAGCAGCGGUGGCCACUUCUAUUCCCAGUCCAGCGAUCACUGCUUCCAAUCCGAAGCGCCGCCGCACCCGGUGGUGAAGACUGAAGCAACCACCUCUCACCACGGCCAUGCUCAGAAGUUUCAUCACUAUUCUCUGGUGAGAGACCAUCAUGACCCAUCAGCUUCUCACCACCACCACCACCAACACCACCAGCAUCAGCAGCUACAAACAGCGAGCGAGAGCUCGCGCGAGGUCGAUGCCAUGAAGGCCAAGAUCAUCGCUCACCCUCAGUAUUCCAACCUCUUGGAAGCUUACAUGGACUGCCAAAAGGUCGGAGCGCCGCCUGAAGUGGUGGCGAAGCUGUCGGUGGCGCGACAGGAGUUCGAGUCGCGGCAGCGGUCGUCGGUGGCUUCGGCGGACGGGUCGAAGGACCCGGAGCUGGAUCAAUUCAUGGAAGCGUAUUACGACAUGCUGGUGAAGUACCGGGACGAGCUGACGCGGCCGUUGCAGGAGGCCAUGGACUUCAUGCGCAGGAUCGAAACUCAGCUCAAUUUGCUCAGCAACAAUGGCCCAGUUCGCGUCUUCAACUCUGAUGAGAAGUGUGAAGGGGUUGGUUCAUCGGAAGAGGAUCAGGAUAACAGUGGCGGUGAAACAGAAUUACCUGAGAUUGAUCCGCGUGCUGAGGAUAGAGAACUGAAGAACCAUCUGUUAAGGAAGUAUAGCGGGUAUUUAAGUAGCUUGAAACAAGAACUCUCCAAGAAGAAGAAGAAAGGAAAACUACCUAAGGAAGCCCGGCAGAAGCUGCUUAGCUGGUGGGAGUUACACUACAAAUGGCCAUAUCCAUCGGAGACAGAAAAGGUGGCAUUGGCUGAAUCCACUGGUUUAGACCAGAAACAGAUAAACAAUUGGUUCAUAAAUCAAAGGAAACGCCAUUGGAAACCUUCUGAAGAUAUGCAGUUCAUGGUGAUGGACGGUCUUCAUCCUCAAGGUGCCGCUUUAUACAUGGAUGGUCACUACAUUGGUGAUGGUCCCUACCGUUUGGGCCCGUAGGCUGUCAAUCCAUGCACCAUAAUCGGAUAUAUAGGUUUGAUGUUCUUGCAGGGUCCUCUGGUGGUUGCUUCGCCUUUACAUUAUGUGUCCUAGUGUAUGAAUUGUUAGUUGUGCCACCUGAUCAAAUCAUGUUAUAGAGUGUUGGGUAAAGUCCAUGGCAACCCAAUGCAAGAAAUAUUUUUGAUGACUAAGGUCAUUCUUAGGUCAUAUCUAUGUAUCCUCUCUAUAUGUCUUGGUUUUCCUUUGGCACUCAAGUAGUUGUGGUCCUGGUGUUUAUAUUGAUUCAGUAUGCAGUAUGCUUUUACAUGAAUGUGCUUUGUUAUAUUCGAUGAGUACAUUUGAAGGUUCA
Eucalyptus grandis is the source of this 1786-nucleotide messenger RNA. Its product is annotated as homeobox protein knotted-1-like 2. Bases 283 to 1437 code for a protein of 384 amino acids. NCBI's taxonomy places the organism in Eukaryota, Viridiplantae, Streptophyta, Magnoliopsida, Myrtales, Myrtaceae. The transcript is spliced from 6 exons. Gene Ontology annotation, molecular function: DNA binding; DNA-binding transcription factor activity, RNA polymerase II-specific. Gene Ontology annotation, cellular component: nucleus. Gene Ontology annotation, biological process: regulation of DNA-templated transcription. The record is from RefSeq and is a predicted model, not a curated record.